Messenger RNA from Trematomus bernacchii (emerald rockcod), 1113 nucleotides. It is a transcript of the gene ntaq1, whose product is annotated as WDYHV motif containing 1. Gene Ontology annotation, cellular component: cytosol; nucleus. Gene Ontology annotation, molecular function: protein-N-terminal glutamine amidohydrolase activity; protein-N-terminal asparagine amidohydrolase activity. The record is from RefSeq and is a predicted model, not a curated record. The coding region runs from base 134 to 760 and encodes 208 amino acids. The transcript is spliced from 5 exons. Lineage: Eukaryota; Metazoa; Chordata; Actinopteri; Perciformes; Nototheniidae.
AGCGUCUUUGAGCACCUGUAAAAGCGCUAACAAAAUAAAUCUAUUAUUAUUAUUACAACAUGUACUAUGUAGAACUACAACAUGUAGAACUACAACAUGUACUGUGUAGAACUACAACAUGUAGAACUACAACAUGUACUGUGUAGAACUACAACAUGUACUGUGUAGAACUACACCAUGUAGAACUACAACGUUUUUCUUCUGCAGUGAGGAGAAUGUUUGGUGUCUCUGUGAGUUCUUCAGGAGAGAGGACGCUGCUCAGCUGGAGGACAUGUUUGUAGUUUUUAUCUCCAAUGAGAAUAGAACGGUUCCUCUGUGGAGGCAGACGUCUGGACGGGGGGGGCAGCCGGUGGUCUGGGAUUACCACGUGGUUCUGCUGCAGGCGAGGUCUUCUGUGGUUUAUGAUCUGGACUCGGAGCUGCCGUUUCCCUGCAGCUUGAAGCGUUACUCCUCUGAGGCUCUGAGGAGUGAGAGGGGGAUACGACCAGCUUAUCACAGGAAGUUGCGUGUUGUUCCCGCUCACAGCUUCCUGUUGAACUUUGCGUCCGAUCGAUCGCACAUGAAGAACUCUGACGGCUCGUGGAAGAUGCCCCCCCCCCCUUACCCCCCCAUACACACUACAGAGAGCCGGAUGAACCUUGAUGACUUCAUCAGUAUGCGCCCUGCUUACGGCUGGGGGCGGGUCUUCAGUCUGGAGGAGUUCCUGAAGACACACCUGGGGGGGGCCUCACCUUCAUCACCUUCAUCACCUUCAUCUUAACCUUAACCUUCAUCACCUUCAUCUUAACCUUCAUCACCUUCAUCCCCUUCACCUUCUUCUUAACCUUCACCUUCAUCACUUUCAUCUUCAUCACCUUCACACUUUCAUCACCUUCACCAUCUUCAGCAGCUUUAUCUUCGUCUCCAUCGUGCUAAUAAAAUGUUUGGGAUAUCCCGCUUUAAAACUAUCGAUCAUCAUUUAUUAUUAUAAAUAUUAUUUGUAUUCUUGUUAUUGAUUGGUUGUCAGUCUGUUGUUUACAGUUGACUCUUUGUAAACAAACCUCAGGGUCAGAGGUCAGACUGAAAAAUGUUGCUGUUUGUGUGUAAAUAAACCUGUGUGUUUAUGAUAAGUCA